Messenger RNA from Rhipicephalus microplus (southern cattle tick), 8327 nucleotides. RefSeq names its product guanine nucleotide exchange factor VAV2. Gene Ontology annotation, molecular function: protein binding; guanyl-nucleotide exchange factor activity. The record is from RefSeq and is a predicted model, not a curated record. Gene Ontology annotation, biological process: intracellular signal transduction; regulation of GTPase activity; cell migration. Lineage: Eukaryota; Metazoa; Arthropoda; Arachnida; Ixodida; Ixodidae. Gene Ontology annotation, cellular component: cytoplasm.
CAGGCAGCGCGUCACAGUGGAGGCAGCGGCGGUGUCGUUGAGGGACACUUUUUUCUCCCUUCUGGCGAGAGUGCCGCCCGGACAGGCGGAAGAUGUCCGCGCCCUGCUGCAGUCGCGCGUUGGUGUUUAUGUCCUGAUAACCUGCGUGUGAAGUACGCGUGCGUGCAAGUGGCCUGCACAACACACCGGACCAUGGCUGACGCACUUUGGCGUGAUUGUGCGAACUGGCUGAUUCGCUGCCAAGCGCUGCCGUCCGACCACCGUGUCACUUGGGCGAACGCACAACUGAUCGACUUGGCCAACACGCUGCGGGACGGUGUGCUCUUGUGCCAGCUCCUCAACAAACUUCAGCCAGGAUGUGUGGACUUGAAAGAGAUGAGUCUACGGCCGCAGAUGUCGCAGUUCCUCUGCCUGAAAAACAUCCGGACGUUUCUGCAAACCUGCAAGAAUGUCUUCAACCUCAGCAACAGUGACCUUUUCGAGCCCAACAUGCUGUUCGAGUAUGGGGACUUCAGAAAGGUGCUACACACGCUGGCGGUGCUCUCGAGAUCCCCCAAGGCGGAAGAAUCCGGUGUUAGGGGCUUUUCAGACAAGUCAUCAACGUCGCAUGACUAUUACAAUGAUGAGGUGUUCAAUCUUGAGGACGCUGUCAACCACAAUGAUGACACUAUGGUGGUCUUCGAUUUUCCUGUAACACCUCGUCGAACACGUGAAGAAGAUGUUUACGAAGACUUGUGCUACGUCACCCUACGGGUGAAUGAGGUACCUGCAGCUGCUCCUACUGCACCUCUGGAAAAGAGAGACUACUGUAUCAAAGAGCUCAUAGAAACAGAAAAAAACUAUAUUGAAGCCCUCAAUAUGAUUACUCGCGAUUUUAUGCGCCCUUUGAAAGAUGUCCUGACACCUGAAGAAAAUGAGAUUAUAUUCAAGCACAUCAAGGAACUUGCAGAAACUCAUACAGGCUUUCAUGCAGACCUACAUAAAGCUUGUGUAUCAUCCCAGCACCUCAAAAUCAGCGAUUGCUUUCUUCGUUGGAAGGAGAAGUUUAUUGUCUAUGGUGACUACUGCUCCAAUCUGCCCAAGGCUCAAGAACAAAUUGAUGAGCUUUGCUCCAAGAAACAGCUGGUCAACCAAUGUGUCUUGAAUUGCCAGCAAAAAGCAAAUGAUGGAAAGUUUAAGCUACGUGACCUGCUUUCUGUUCCUAUGCAGAGGGUUCUAAAAUAUCAUUUACUGUUGAAGGAGCUUAUGAAGAACACUGCUGAAGGGCAUGAGGACCAUCAUGGCUUAGAGAAAGCUCUGCAAUCUAUGCUCGAUUUGGCUCAUUAUAUUAAUGAGGUGAAGAGGGACAACGAGACUCUGCAAAUUAUUGCAGACAUCCAGGCUAGCAUUACUGAUGUGGACUUGCCCCAGAACAUGGAGUUGAAAGACUACGGAAGAUUGUUGAAGGAUGGAGAACUUAAAAUUAAGUCGCAUGAUGAUAACAACAAAAUUAAAAAUAGAUACAUUUUCAUUUUUGACAGAAUGAUGCUUAUGUGCAAGUCUACUAAGGGAGAGCAAUACAUCUACAAGUCUGCCCUGGCUCUUUGUGACUACAGGCUCGAGAAUGCACCAGCCAAUGCAAGAAUGGCAACUCGAUAUUACUGGUACCUGGUCCAUGUUGAGAACAGAACGGCUUACACAAUGUAUGCUAAAACAGAAGAAAUGAAGAAAAAAUGGAUUGAGGCCAUUGAAAAGGCGAUGGACAACAUUAACCCCUCGGUUGCCAAGUACACUGACCACCAGUUUAUAAUGCACACAUUCAAGGUUCCCACUUACUGUGCAGACUGCAACAAGUUGCUACCGGGAAUUUUCUUUCAAGGCUAUAAAUGCACAGUCUGUGGUCUUGGUGUCCACAAAGUUUGCAUUGGAACUGUGCGGUCCUGUGGUGCCCCCAGCCUGCCUCCACGACCAGGUUCCCACCUUGGUUCACAGUCCUCAACAGAUGAGCCUUCAACUCCUCCACGACCACAUACUGACCAUGGAGCCAAUGGAAUUCGGUUUUCCAUUUCUAUAGCAAAGGCCAAACAGUCAUUCAGCAGCUCCAGCCCUGGGUACCUGUCAUUUGCUGCCGAUGACAUCAUUGAGGUUCUCAGAAAAAUCAGCAGCUCCAUUUGGGAGGGCCGCCUACAAAGAACUGCAGAAGAAGGCUUUUUUCCUGCGGCAUGUGUUGAAGAGCUGGACAAGCGGGGCUCAUAUGAGUGCCCAGCGCCCCUGGGCAGGAGCUACAGUUCAGGACCGCAAGGCAUGCAGUCAGCACCUCCUUUACCUCCAAGUCGUGACGGCUAUGUCAACUUGAACCUUGAAGAAUAUCCCUGGUUUGCUGGCACCAUGGAGAGGGAAGGAGCCACUGCCCUACUAGAAAAAUCACCAAUAGGCACUUUCCUUUUGCGCAUAAGUGCAAAGCAGAAUGGUGGUUAUGCUAUCAGCAUAAAUUUUGACAAUGAAGUCAAGCAUAUGCGAGUCUACUAUGAAGACAACCAGUUUCAUUUAUCCAAGACGAAAAUGUUUCGAAGCAUAGUGGAGCUAGUUUCAUGGUACGAAACCCACAGCCUCUCGGAAAGUUUUAGGGGACUUGACAUUUCCCUUCUCAUUCCAUUUAAAAAUGUUGUCAGCACACCAAUCACAAAUGGAACGGUGGAACACUUGGGGCAUGCAGUGGCAUUGCACAACUUUCAGCCAACAACGGAAAGCAUGCUGGGUCUGGUCAAAGGUGAUGUGGUUACGGUGCUCAGCAAAGCGGGUCAGGAAAAAGGCUGGUGGAAAGGUCAAAUUCAGGAGCGUGUUGGCUACUUUCCCUGGCAGUAUGUGCAAGAGCUUCCAACUACCAGCACUGAAUGCUAACUCGUGUGCUUGCCACUUCAAAUUCUGCUGGAAGUUUGUGGCUGCCCAUUUAUGGCCACGAAUUGCAGAAAGCAAUAGGAUCUUGUGUGACAAGCAUUUGUGUAUUUAAAGGAAGAAACAGAUACCGUGAAUAUAAGAGUGAACCUUAUUUCAUUUUUGUUAUAACUAUGUGAAAUCCUGUUGUACAUGUACUGUUGCUCUGUUUGUGUGAUUUCGGCUCCGUUUCUUUUUAAAUGCCUGGAAAUUUCACAAUGAGGGACACAAAUUGGACAUGCACUAACUUUCUCUAUUGUGCUGUCUAAGUGAUGGAUGUGUAAGUUAUAGACUCAUGCAUGCCCUUUACCUCAAUAUACUUUACUACAAGGCUGUAUUUCUCAAUUCAUUUUAUUUUAAAGUCAUCAAUGAAGUUCAACUCUUGCUUUUUCUCCCUCAAAAUGUCCCCUCACAUCGGCCAUAGCAGUGUGUGGCCAGAAGGUGUAGCGCUGCAGGGAACACUUUUCUGGGUCUUGUAAGUGUAAAUAAGGUCUUUAAAAGCCCUUUCCUAUUGAAUCCCCUUUAGGAUUCCAAAGUGUGUUGAAAUUGCAUAUUCAGCUUCUGCAUAUGAUGUUGCAAAUUGUCAGGAGAAAUUAGCUAAGCCAGUCUGUUACGUUUACAUUUUUUUUUUGCUGAACUAGCUCCAACUUUGCUAUUGUUAGCAAAUUUUCCACUUGUAAUGCGGCUUGUAAUGACAACAGCUUUUGUGUAGCUAUUGUCAUUAUCGUAAUGUUUCAUGCUUUAUUGGUGACCAUUCUGGGUGUGCUGAGCAGGCACACUAUAAGCUAGGCACUUGGUCACUGGAAAAAUAGUGGCAUAGACAAUUUCUAAGUUGCGUUGGUGGCAUGCAGCCUGCCGACAGUAGAAUAUGGCAACAAAAUUAAGUUUACAUGCAUGCACAACAUUUUUUUUUAAUCUCACAAUUUUUUGUGACCUGUUAACCACUGUCGUAAAGAUGCCUGCAACAAAAAAACAAAGAUGUGGCCAGGUGUAUAGCAUGAACAUGAGCAUUGAUCUUGUUCAGUGAGCAUCUGAAAUCAUGCGACCUGAUAUCUAUGCUACAAUUAUUUUCAUCACAACGAAUAUAUGAUGUCGUGAUAAAAUGUGCUUUUGUUACUCACAUGUCCUCUAUUAUGAGUGGGAAAAGUCGCAGAAACAUCAUUUUAGUGCUAUUGUAGUGCAUCUAUGUGUUUAAAACCCUCAUCACUUACUAUGUAUGCCAUUGGCCUUAAUAUGCAUUUAUCAAAAGAUGCCAGCAAGAAAAAAAAAGGAGGGGGGGGGGGGGUGAGCAUGUAGGGAAUAGAAAUGUAGGCAGAAUAGUGCCCAAUGUUUGCACUUCCUUAAGUAAUAGCCAUUUGACUAUUUCUGUAUUCACCCUUACCCUAUCAGGGUGAAGCUUCAUGGUUGUUCUACAUGGCAAAGCAGUGAAUAGACACUUGAAAAAUGUUUUCUUGUCAACUGCUGUCUUGUCAGCAUCCUGCUUCUUGUGCUGUAUUUUGCUUCUCAAUCUUGUUUCUAGUGUUUCUCUGCAGUAAGGUGUGAGGUUGUGCAUUUCUCAUUGCCUGGUGUGUUCUUUUUGAUUGUUCAGUGCACCCCUCCUAGUCAUGGCUGUUAUUUUUCUCUAGUUUUUUGUCAUCAGUUUUUAUAUGCUUUUAUAACUCUUUCAGCUUUUUGUAUGGCAAGUGGUCAUUAGCUUGUCCUACAGUCUAGCUUUAUCUUAUCUACUUCAGAUGGUUUACUAAAACUCUCAUUCAGAUAAAUGUUGACGUUAGAAUAGCGAGUUUAAUAUUGAAAGUGUGGCUGCACCAUUUUGCUAUUUGUGCUCCACCAUAUGUUUCAAUGAAACUCAUUUUUAUUGAACAAAUAUAUGCCAUGUUUCAUAAUGGAUCCUAAAAUUCUGUUACACAUAACACGAAUGAACAAAUUUGUUGCCAAGUGUAUCAAGUGUCAUUAAUGUUUAUCAAAGUAUUUUUUCCAAACUAAAAUGGUGCACAAAGGCCCCUUACUGCAUUCCAAUGUUCGAUGAAAUGAGAAAAAGAAGUUUGCUCACCAAGGUGCAGCUGACACAUUUCGUAGCUUUAGAAUUGUAUUGUGACAUCGGAAGGCAGAUUGGUGCUAUUGUUUUUCACCAGUCCAUCAUUGAUAUGAACACAGACCUAGCCAAACAAACAAAAUACUUCUUCAGUGAUGAGAGUUGUGUCCAUCUUGGUGGCUGUUCAUUUGCCUUCGGCGUUGCCUUUGGCCACAACUGUACAGUGCCGAAAUCUUUGCUAGGCCAGUCACCAUUGGAAAGGGCGGCUGCACACUUCAGUGUUAAAGAAGUACUGGCAUGAUGUUUUCAGCUGUCAUUUUUUUUGUCUGAAUCAAGGUCCACAACUAUGAAAUAGAUAGUGGAAAGUGCCAAAGUGCUCUAUAAACAUAAUUAUGAAAAUUAUAAAUGCAUAAGAAAAUUAUGUAUACAUAAUUUCUUUCAGUAAUUGCCUCUAUUAAACAGUUUCAGUUUCAAUACCUUGGAGGUGGAAGUGUCAUGAUCUGCUGGCUCACUUCAGCCUUGGGAUUGCUGCUGCUGGCACAUGAGAUUGCAGGCAGAAAAAAAAAAAAAAAGUGAUGAGUGCUUUUGUUUUGUUUUUUAACUAACAUCAUCACACCAAGUCUUAUUUGUGCACAAUGUCAGCAAAUAUUUAUCUAUGUAACGACACCACAGUGCCAAUGAAACCAGGCGUUGCAUUUUGAGAUCAAAUUUAACAUCAAAUCAAUAGGAACUUGUGCCUCCUAGCAUUCAAACUUACCAUAACCCAUUUCAUCUGAGAAGCAUAUGCUUCUAAAACUCUGAAAAUAUGUGUCGUACUCCUUCAACCAGAAAGCAGCAACAUUCCUCUACACUUUCUUUUGCAUCUAUAUAAGCUGACUAUUGCUAAGUAUGGCCACUUUCCUGCGCUGCUGCAGGCGACUGAUGUUAUGAGUGAGCUGGUGAAAGUUGCAACUCCCCUUAGUGUAGGCACUUGUUGUGUGAUGUACCUGAUCAACUCUUUUGCUGCAGCCAUUGCCGCAGUGUGUAGCUAAGCCUGUAUUAGGCCGUCGGCUCCAUCAAAGGUGCUGUGCAACCAGCCCUUCUUUCGGGUGUCGUGCAGCGCCUAUGCUAUUGCUGUUUCGCACUCCAGAGGGAUCACAUUUAGCUUGCCUGCCGCAAGUGUACCUGCUCUACUUCUUCAUUACUGGCAUGACCCCCGCUUUUUUUUUCAGAGAGGGAGCAUUAUAGUAACCCUUUCUUGACCUUGCACCUAUCUUGCACGACCAUUUUGUAGUGUGUACUGCAAAUAUUCUUGUGCACCUUUCGGAGGUUUACAAUCUUAUUUCUGUGUGUAGGCCUGCCAAAAGGCUCGCAAAGAAAUUUUAAUCCAGUGUAACAUGUUUGAGAUAGUAUGUGAAACACCCUUUUCUUGUUCUGUCUGUGUAAAGCUUACACCUAUCAAAACUCGACCUGUGAAUGCCUCUGGCACGCUAGUUGCAUUUUUGUGCUGUAUAAGGUACGUCCGAACAGUGUCUAAUCACACAUCUUAAAGAUCACCCCUGUAUACCUGACCUUCAUCCUCGAGGUGCCAUUGGCAUUGACAAUACACUUUUUCUGUAUAUAUGCACACGUUGAUGUUUAUCUAUUGUAUUGUGAAAACUCUUUUGUGCUAGAAAAAAACGUAUUCACUGAAGCAUGCUUAGCAAAAAAAAAAGGUUACCGGUGAUGUCAGAUUCUAUACAUAAACAUAAAGAAAAACAGCUGGGGGCCUGAUAUUCCAGUAGGGAAUGUUAGUUACCAUUAUUUGUCUUAUUUUUUUGGUACAAUAUCCUGGAAUGAAUACCAUGUUGUGCAAGGAUAUGCCAACAUAGUGCACUCUUGUGCUGCCUUGCAUCUAAUCUUGCAUGCUUGCUAUGGUGUAUUCUCUUUUAGACUGUUUAAGUGCUCAUAGGUCUGUUAUUUUAUCUUAAAAGGGUACUUUUGUUUUGACUUUUAUACAAGCCCCUUUUUCAGUAGUGACAGUAUCAUGCGAUCACUGAGUGAACAAAUUACUUUGAAUUGUUACAAGUAUGACAGCACAGUUACCACAUAUUAAACUUCUUGUAGCAAUUCAUACUAUCAAAAACUAUUCAGCAGAUAGAGCAAUGUGUCAUUUCUUUAAGAUCCAAACAUAAUAUUCUGUAACAGCUUAUUAUAACUAAGACAACACAGACCCACUUAUUUUGUUUGUUUUUCAGUUUUUUUAACAAUGCUUUUACAUCUGCGGUUAAAACAGCACUGACGUGGCAAUUGAAGCUUUUUUUUAUUAUUCUUAUUAUUACAUUUAAGGUUUUAGAUCUUGAAAUCCCAGAAUAAGUACAGGCAGUCUCAAAAUAUCAUACAUAAUAUACAAUGGUAAUAACCUCUUAAACAGUUUCAUUUCAUCAGUAGGUGUAUGUGUGCCAACAAAGACGCACAGGGUGCUCACCUGGGAGCAGGACAUUGCUACAUUUUGUUGUUCGUCAUGGCUCACUUUGUUGUCUGCCUUGCUGCUACUUAUUGUGUGGUCUAAUGCAGCAGCAUAACAGACCACUAGGCAAGCCAGUGGGAUGUCACGAUGUCUCAAUGUCUUGCUACCACCUGACCGCCACUUCUUGAAGAAAUAAAACUGACUCUUAAGAUGUUAUUAUGAUAAAUUACAUAAGUGAUAUAGAGGCUUAUUUGAGUCUUUCUUGAUUUUUUAAAUAUUCAUGGCUGUUAAUUUUUUAAUUAACAUUAUAAAAUGUCAUCUCAUCACAAUGACAUCAUUAUUAUUGGAGCUGCUGUAAAGUUUAAGCAACUUUUGAAAACUGAUUGAGAUGUCUCAAUCAUCCUAAAGUAUAAGGGACAUCAUUCAUAUGCUCUAACCAAGAGCCGUCCAGGAGAUUCAUAUUUUUUCUAGCCUGUCGGGUGAUGUAUGUGCCAAAUGCGUGAUGUGGAUUACUGUGCCAACAUAUAUUACAGCGUGAAUGUUUGUAUACAGAGCUAUUAUAGGGACAAGAAUGGCACAUCUCAUUAGCUUGAGCCAAUGUAUGCUUUGUUUGAGCCUGUUGCAGUGCUAUUUGCCAGUUCUGUUAUUCAGCAGUUGCACUGAAUAAGGCUGAAGUCAGAAGGCUCACACAAUGUGUGUAUUCUUCGUUAAACACAGGUGUCAUAAGAGCAUUUUGAUCUAUGUAUAAAGAAGAUAAGUUCCGAUAUCUAUAUUAAUUUUGUACUAUAAUGCUCCCAAAUCAAUGCUGAACAUGUAGAUACUGAUCGCUAUGUUAUUUGUUUUGAGCUUGUUUUGGCAACCUGAAUUUACCCCAAUGAAAUAUUGCCACUGUCAAUUCACAUUUUAUUGUUGUAUUGUUUUUUGUUAAGGUAAUAAAAUAUCUUUUUUUCUAUA